ACUGACUAUUCGUAACAAAACAACAGACGAGAAAGUACCGUUUUCACACCGAGCGCGAGUGUCUGCAUAGAAAUAGAAAUUUUAUAGCUUUCUGCUGGAAAGGAAUCGCGAUUUGGUGCCAGAUAUUAGAUCCGUGGUUUUCGAAAUGUACAAAGCUUAGUUGGAGCGCCGAACGAACUGGACAAUAACACAGAGCUAAGAUGCGCAGCUGAUGGAGAAAAGCCCCGACCACUUCUAGCUUGGUGUGUGUGGGAAAAAUCGAUCCGCCAAAGCCAAACGAGAAAACCGAGGAGAAAUGCCAGCCUAACACCGAGUUCCAAUUGUGAUACAAACCGCAGUACAAAUUAGUUAACGUAGCUUAAAUGGCAAUCGACAAGGUUUUAUAGCGAACUAUAAGCGUAUAAAAGACCAAGCAACCACUACAACAACAACUAUUCACUUAUUCUCAAGUGCAAUAAGAAAGGCCAAAAUUCGCAAUUAAAUAAAAGUUCAUCUCAACAUUCCUGCGCAACAUAAACACAACAAAAUGGCUGUAAUAACGUACUAGGCCAGCCCUCACAAUGUCUGUCCCUGUACGCUACUCUGCUGCCGCCGAAUACGCCGCCGACGUUGAUUGUGAGUUGGAGCAACAGGAGCAAGAGCGAUUGCAAUUGCAGCUGCAACAGCAGUACCAGUACGAGCAAUACCAGCAGUACCAGUACCAACGGGAGCAGGACAUCGCCUACUAUUGCCAGUUGCAGGCGGCGCGGCAGCAGGAGCAGUUGAUGCAGCAGAGGACAUCGAUGUCGUCGUCGGUUAUGCCAGGACUCGCCUUGCCCCAGACCCAGGACCACCACAACAGCAUCAGCACCACCGCCGCACUAGCCACCAUUGACUCCGGGAUCGCAAGCAGCCACAGCGGCGAAAUCAUCAUGGACGCCAACAGCAUCAACGCCAUCCUGGUCGACGACGAGCAACCCUCGACCUCGGCCCAGGCUGCAGCCGCUGCUGCUGCCGCUUCCGCGUCGUCGGUCGCUGCUGGAGGAGUGCUGGGGGCAACCGGUGGUGCUGCUGGUCUAGCUGGGGGCAAGCUGUCGUCCAACGGCAUUAACCACAAUGCAGAGAUGCCAGCUGAUUGGAUGAGGAUUGCGGACGAGGGCCGGUAUGGGACACCGGGUGCUGCUGGCUUGGAAUAUCAGAAGUACGAUCAACAACAACAACAACUGGAGGACGAGGAGGCAGGUGCCGUCGGCGGUGCAGGAGCCACCAACACCAACGAGUCCAAGAAACUGGAGGAGCUGCACGCCCUCACCUCCGACGAGCUGUACGAGACCCUCAAGGAGUACGACGCCCUGCAGGACAAGUACCACACGGUGCUGCUGCUGCCCAAGGAAUCAAGGCGCGAGGUGACUGCCGGCGGACGAGAUGGGUCGGCUUACGUGCUGCGCUGCCUGAAGAUGUGGUACGAGCUGCCCUCCGACGUCCUGUUCUCGGCCAUGAGCCUGGUGGAUCGUUUCCUGGACCGCAUGGCCGUCAAGCCGAAGCACAUGGCCUGCAUGAGCGUCGCCUCCUUCCACCUGGCCAUCAAGCAGCUGGACCUGAAGCCCAUACCCGCCGAGGAUCUGGUUACAAUAUCUCAGUGUGGUUGUACCGCUGGCGACCUGGAACGCAUGGCCGGCGUGAUCGCCAACAAGCUGGGCGUCCAAAUGGGACAUGCACCGAUCACUUCCGUGAGCUACCUGCGCAUCUACUACGCCCUCUUCCGCAACCUGGCGAAGGAGAUCGGCGGCGACUUCUUCAAGUUCUACCAGCAGCUGAUCAAGCUGGAGGAGCUGGAGAACCGCCUCGAGAUCCUGCUGUGCGACGUGAAGACCACAGUGAUCACACCAUCGACCCUGGCCUUGGUGCUCAUCUGCCUGCACCUGGACUUCCACAUCAAGGAGUCCUACACCCGCGGUAGUCCCGAGCUGAAGCACGUAUUCGAGUACAUUCUCUUCCUGCAGCAGUACAUGAGGAUUCCUGAUCGCGUUUUCACCUGCGGCUUCAGCAUUGUCUCGGGCAUUCUGUCCCACUACAACGGCCAGAACAAGGCACCCUACAAGCAGCGGCUAGUCUGGAAGCUGUCCAGUCGCACGCUGCGUGUCCUGCGCCCGAUCAACCGAUUCUCAUCCGACCUGCCCACCAUUGAGGAAGGCAUCUCCAACGCCCUCGACGAUGGCCUCCGUUCAAGAACUGAGAGCGUUAGCUCCGAGGAGGAGGAGGACUGGCCGACUUCACCCAUUAUUCCAAUUUUCGAACAAUGUUAGUGUCCAGCGGCGGCCCGCCGCAGCAAGGACAUCAGCUGAAACUGGAGCAGCGGAACAAAAGAUGGCAGCAACCAGGCGCCCGCACGGCACACACCACGGCAUCCUGCCACCCUUCAGGCCAGACACAUAUCCCCGACGGAAGCGGACCUGGAGGAGAUCGGGAUCAUCGCAUGAGUACCAAGACGCAACUGUGUGUGUGUUCCGUGUGCGUGUGUGUGUGUAGUUGUGCUGGUUGAGUUAGUGUGUGUAUAUUUUGCUAAGGUGCAUCAUAAUUCUUUUGGCAUAUGUGCACAUAGGUGUGCAUUUGGUAGCGCUGGUUCUAACAUUUAAGGAAAUCUUGAAGAAUGUGGGUGCGGAGGGGCGGCGUGUUCAUAGCAACACCCCCUCCCUUCCCCCCUUUUGAUGAAGAAUUGCCAGGAAGUAGCGCCGAGUGGCGAUCGAGGCAAAUUAUUUUUUCAAUUUAUUUGCGGCAGACAAAAAAAUACGUGAAAAAAAAAACAAAAGCAAAAAAAAAUUUCAAAAAAAAAAAAAAUACAAAACGAAUGCUGCGGACCAUCAUACAAAAGAUUGAUGCCGUUCCGGAUCAUUAUUCGAGAUCAGUGAGAGAGAAUACGAUUUAAGAGUUGCGAGACCCACUACCGAAAUCCGAACAUCUGGAAUGGGACAGCAAUUUUUUGUUGGUUGCGCUUAAAACCGUAAAAAAAAAUUCAAAAAACCACAAAAGAAAAUCAUUUUCAAUCAGACCGCCUAACUAAUUAGUUGUAAACACUUUAUGUUCUCCAUGUUCGUCCUGCUCGUGUCAGUUAUGUAAAACCCCCGAAUCAAUGGACCCAAAAAAACUAUAACAAAAAUCAUAAAAAUUCAAAAAAAAAAAAAGUACAAACUUCUCUAUGUUUAGAACGACCUAAAAGAUAAGCAGAAAAUCAACAAAAAAAAAAAAACAAGGUCGAAUCAGAUUAAUCAGUAAUUUUAGCCGCGCUCAAAACAAAAAAAGUAUAAAACAAAUCACAGAAAAGAUAAAGUUAAUUCGCCGCCUAUAUCGACUAAGAACUCUUAACAAUAAUAAUAACAUUAAACCAAGAUGAAUCCACAAUAUUGUAGUGUGUGUCUAGUAGAUUUUUCUCUGAAUACCCAAUCAGAAAAGCUAAAGUUCAAUUUCCGCCCUAUAAGCAACAUCCGUGCAGAGUAUAAGGAAGACCUACCAUUACUGUACGAUGCUAAGUAAAUCUGUUAAUCAAACGAGUAUAUCACGGUGAUUUUUUACAUUUUACCAUUACCUUAUAUACACGAGAGCAAUUCUUCUUUUUUGUUAAAUAAUAUUAUUUAAUUUAUUAAAAAAAUUGUAAAAAAAACACACAAAAAUCAAUUAUUAUGUUGUACUUUAGUAAAUACCACUUAAAAUCUAGUUUAAAACCAACAACCAGCGAAUCAAACCCGCAGCCGCUAUAAGACAUCCAAAAAUCCGACAAUUCAAAAAAUUGAAGCGCGGCAACUUUGAGCAGAAAUUAUGAUGCAACAUUUAGCAAGAUGUACCAGGAAAGUUAAGCAGAAAGUUUAUUAGAGAGUGUGAGUGAGUGGAGAGCAUAGGAGGAAAGAAAAACAAAAUUAAAAAAGAACUACCGCAGAGCAAAAAAACAAUUUUAAAUUUCACAAAUUCAGAAUUAUACUUUCAUUUUUUAAAUUUAACCCGCUGGUGGGCUCUCGAGCUCUAUAUCAGCUAUGUGCAAACGAUCCCCGGCCCGGGGGUCGACUCUUUGUCUGUAAAUUUAAAUAAAAAUGCGCCCGCCAUUGUGCCCGCCACAAUGGCAGACCUUUUCAUGAAUAUUUACAACAAA
Messenger RNA from Drosophila bipectinata, 4120 nucleotides. RefSeq names its product cyclin G (gene CycG). Gene Ontology annotation, biological process: regulation of cyclin-dependent protein serine/threonine kinase activity; mitotic cell cycle phase transition. Gene Ontology annotation, molecular function: cyclin-dependent protein serine/threonine kinase regulator activity. Gene Ontology annotation, cellular component: nucleus; cyclin-dependent protein kinase holoenzyme complex; cytoplasm. The record is from RefSeq and is a predicted model, not a curated record. Lineage: Eukaryota; Metazoa; Arthropoda; Insecta; Diptera; Drosophilidae.